AUGUACAUUUCAUUUAGAAUAGAUGACAGAAUUAAUCUUUACAUAGUUGAAUAAGAGUUUAUCAAUCCAUUUUGCAAUUUAGAGAAAACUACUACAAUAGAUUAGAUAGAGAAUACAUUAGAAAUGUUAAAAUAAAAUAAUAUAUGUGCAAUAAUAAAUUGUAUAGAUAAUGAUUAGUCAAUGAAAGCAUAUGGAAUACAUUACUUAAACAUACAUAUUAACUUAUAGGAUUAAUUAGAAUCUUCAAGAUUAUUUUUGCAUGUAAUAAUAUUAUCUAAAAAGAGUUUUGGACUAAAAUAAAAAAAUGUUCAGUUGCUAUCUAUUGUGAUAGUAGUAUGCAGAAGAGUAUUAAAGUUCUUAAAAACUAUUUGAAGCAUCUUUUCAAUUGGGAUGAAGAACGUGUUUAAAAAGUAUUAUAGAAUAUAUAUUAGGAAAUAUAAGAGCAAAAUAUGUUGAAUGAAAAUAAAUGUAAUUUAUAGAAAGAAAUUGCAUAAAAUAGUAAAAGAUAAUAAUAGGAGAGAAAAUCAGGCAUUAAAAUUGAGGAAAUUGAAAACAAGAAUUUAAAGAAUUAGAUUAAUUGGAAUAAAAUAUAUGGAUCAGAAGAAAUAGAAAGCGAUUAGCCAAUCUAAUAAGCUAUAAAGAUUUAAUCAAGAUUCAUUCAGAAUUAAAUACUAAAAAACUAAUGAUA
Messenger RNA from Paramecium sonneborni, 688 nucleotides. The record is from the annotation of a GenBank genome assembly. Lineage: Eukaryota; Ciliophora; Oligohymenophorea; Peniculida; Parameciidae.